Molecule: messenger RNA, 1227 nt
Organism: Caenorhabditis briggsae
Lineage: Eukaryota; Metazoa; Nematoda; Chromadorea; Rhabditida; Rhabditidae
Exons: 5
Coding region: 1-1227 (408 amino acids)
Source: RefSeq, a predicted model, not a curated record
AUGUCACACAAGGAGCCAAAGAAAGAAAAAUUUAUCGAAACUGAUGGGAGUGGAAACGAAUCUAAUGUGACCGAAACUGGAGAUGAGUUCCUCAAGAAAAUGAAGAAAGCUCUAGAGGAAACAAGAAAAGAUUCAGACAGUGUGUUUCCUGCAACCACGGAAUCCAGAAGGUACGUAUUUGUCUACUUAGUCUCAAUUUUUGAAAAUGUUUCCAGAUUUGUUUUGUUUUCUCCAUCAAAUGAAAAGAAGCUAUUAAUUGACCAAGAAACUUUUAAUAGUCAAAUGAAGAAGUUGUCGUUUUUAGUGAAGAAAAGCUCGAUUGAUUAUUCGUGCAACAAUGGGUCUAAACAAUGUUCUUCAGCUUCACCGCCUGGAUUCUUUUCUUACCCAUCUUCGGAUGAAUCUUCCGGUGAAGAAAAUGAAUCUUACACCGAAGAUAGCGAAUCCGAAACUGAAAGUGCUCGAAUUGCCCCGAUCUAUCCGGCGCCAGACCGUCCCCCAGGAAUUCUCACCACUGCUUUCCAAUCAGAAGAAAGUAAUGCGCCAUCUUCUUCAUCGCCGGAAGAUAAUUCCGUACGUCGUCAACAAUCGUCCAGCCCAAGAAACGUCGUCAUCCCGCCUUUGCUUGUCAGUGAGACACCAAACAAUCUCCAUAGAAGAAACAACGUUUCACAGUUUCCACCACCAGCGAAUGAUCGACUCUCCCAAUUUCAACUUUCGACUGACAGUUCGCCUCCAUCGUAUUCGGGUCCGGUAGAAGUCCCGCCACUGGACACGAUCAAAUCUAGACUCGAAAGUCAUUUACUGAUGCUGUACUAUUCGAAGAGAAGCAACCAGCCAGGCAGCGAAGGUAGAUUUCUGUACCCAACUUUCAUAACUCAAUCAGAAAUUUCAGGUUUUGAUCAGAUGCUAGAAGUAUAUAAGGAGAUCAUUCUAACAAUCCUCUACAUGGAAGAGGGAAUGACGCCGCAAGAAGAAGUGGACAAUUUAGAAAUCGCCAGAUUUUUUGUCUACGACCGUCUCGCUGAUUUGGAGGAUUCAGAAGAAGUGCUUACACUAGCCGUUUAUAAAGUUAUGAAUGAGUAUCUCAAAGAAAAGACAAGAACAGUAGCAUUCAAUAUGCUUGUUCUGGAGUUAAUCCACUUGGAGAAAAUCAUCAGACAGAAGAGUAAAGAUGAUUAUGCUGAAACCGAAAGAAAUCUCUUCUCCGAUAUUGUGUUGUGUUAG